Molecule: messenger RNA, 4178 nt
Organism: Physella acuta
Lineage: Eukaryota; Metazoa; Mollusca; Gastropoda; Physidae
Molecular function (GO): hydrolase activity
Source: RefSeq, a predicted model, not a curated record
GGAUGUCAUCUCGAAUAUUAAUACAGGGGGAAUAGCCAUGAAUAUUACCAGAUAUUAACAGAGGAGGCGUGGUCACUAAAUAACAUUCAUUAAAAUAGGGGCGUGGUCACUCAACUAAAAUUAAGUAACAAAGUUUUAGUCGGCUUGACCUGUUUGUUCAACACUUGCUCUCUAUUAAAAUAGCUAGGAUUUGUACUGGAUUGAAACACCCAAAGCUUACAGUCGGCUUAACAAAUUACACAGAUAUGAUAUUUUUGUGACCUGCUUUUCGUUACAUUUUGCUGUUUUUCUCGAUCGGUAAAAGUGCGAGUGAUACGUGGUUGGCUCGCUGAUGCCAGGAGCUGUUAGACGACCUAACGCGAUUGGUUGGUGCACUAGAUUACACGUCCCACGUGAUCAGACCGCCCCCUGCUGCUAUCUGAGGUCAACUUUGUUCUGCUGUGCUGAGUUUCUCAACACACGACACGUCUGCCGAUCUCUUGUGACUGCGUCAUGACGUCACACGUGACCCCUGUUGUUGUGGGAGUGGACAUCGGUGGAACCAACACCGAUGCUGUUGUCAUCAGCUACCAGGACGGCUCGCCUGUGGUUCUGGCAGAGCAGAAAGAACUGACCACAAGUGACGUCACCACUGGGGUCAAAAAGGCGAUUUUAGGAUGUCUGUUACAAACCAAAAGUGCUGGCAAGGCAGUCGCCCCAAUGCAAGUCAACAUCGGGACAACCCAUUUUGUCAACGCAGUUGUUCAAGGCAAGGAGCUGGCCAGUGUGGCGGCCGUCCGAAUUUGUGGGCCAGUUUCAGAUGAGGUGCCCCCGUUCAUGGACUUCCCCUCUCGACUGCGAGACAUCAUCUGUGGCGCCAUCUACCUGGUUCACGGCGGCUGUCGCUUUGACGGCAAGGAACACGAGCCAAUCGACGAGGUCCAGCUACGUGACGUCAUCCAGGAGAUCAAGGUCAAGGGCAUUAAAAACAUCGCCUACAUCGGCGUCUUCUCACCCACACGACCAGAUCAGGAGAUCAGAGCAAGGGAAAUAACCCAGGAGGAAUAUCCGGAGGCGACGGUGACGCUGUCUCAUGAGGUGGGUCACAUCGGCCUGCUGGAGAGGGAAAAUGCCGCCAUACUCAACGAGUGCUUGAAACCGUUAUGCAAGAAAACAGUGAGUGGGUUCAAAUCCGCGCUGGAAGACAUCGGCCUGAAAUGUCCGUUCUAUCUGACCCAGAACGACGGGACUGUGGCCAGUAGUGACGGGGUCUUGCAGCAGCCCGUGCUGACCUUCGCUUCAGGGCCAACCAACAGCAUGCGUGGCGCCACCUUCUUGUCCAGUCUCAAGGACGCCAUCGUCAUCGACAUUGGCGGCACCACCACAGACGUCGGCAUUCUGAAAGACGGCUUUCCUAGAGAAGCAGCGAGCCAUGUCAAGGUCGCCGAUGUCAGGACCAACUUCCGUAUGCCUGACGUCAUUAGCAUCGGCCUGGGUGGGGGGUCGUAUGUCAAAGAACACGUGACACAGGAUGGGCGUGUCCGUGUGGCAGUUGGACCAUUGAGUGCCGGUCUGAAUCUGAUGCAAGAAGCCCACGUCUUCAGCGAGCCUGCAGAUCUGGCACAAAAAUCUUUGACGGCCACAGACAUAGCCGUGGCAUCUGGCCUAGCCCGACUUGGAAGUUUCGAGAACGUCAAAGAUUUGAACCCAGAUUUGGUUCGACUGGCCACGGAUGAAAUCCACAGGCUCGUGGAGGACGCCAUCGAUAAAAUCAAAUUAAGCAAAGAAGAGCUGCCGGUCAUCAUCGUCGGUGGAGGCAGCGUCUUGAUUGACAGGACGAGGAACCUCAAGGGAACCACGCAGCUGAUUGUUCCCGAACACUUCGGUGUGGCUAACGCCAUUGGAGCUGCCUUGAGCAAAGUCUCCGCCACCUUCAACAAUGUGGUCAACCUGAUGGACUACAUCGACGCCAGCCAGAUGGAGAGAUGCGUCCAAGAAGAAGUUGCUAAAGUCACCAACGACCCUGACGGCAAGGAAACGGAGCGGGUUCGAAACGAAGCCAGAAAACCAUUCUUUACCAAGGCGAGAGACGAAGCCAUGGACAAAAUCUGCGCCAGUCUGAAGGAGAUUGUUAUCGGACAAGGCGCUGACCAGAAGACGUUAGAGAUUCUAGAAAAACAGGAUUCGGUCAUAGCUUACACCCCAGGCAACGCCACUCAAAUGAAAGUGAAAGUUGUUGGAGAUUUGACCACCUGGUCAGCUGACCAUCUGACAGAGUGGGAGGAGCCACCCCACUCCCAGGAACUCAUCCAGCAGCAGACACUGGUCGGGCAGAAGCAGACGUUUUCUGCCACAGGAAAAAGAAUUGCAGGAAAUGAAGAAGAUGACGUCACGGACUGGAGCAAGACACCAAAAGAGCCUAACGUCGACCACGUGACCGGCGAGUGGACCUUGUCCGAGUGGGACAUUGAGUGUAUCGUGGUGGGCUCUGGGAUCUACGGCUGUGGAGGGGGAGGCAACCCACAUCUGGGGCGGCUCAGGGCCAUUAAGUGUAUUCAAGAUGGCGGAAAAAUGAGAGUCGUCACCCCUGAACGCUUACUGAAAGAUGCAGACCCUGAUAAGGACAUUGUUAUAACGUCUGCUUUCAUAGGGGCGCCACUGAUCAUGUACGAGCAGGGCGUAUCGUCUUUUGAAACACAGGCGGCGAUGGAAUGUCUUCACGAUUUGUAUGAGAUUGGCGGGUUUAAAGAUGGCGAGUUGCAGAACUUGGGCGGGGUAGACAUUGAGACAAAUCCCGCGGGGGUAAAGUUCAUCAAAAACUAUCGCCCGACUGGCGAAAGGUCGACUGGGUGCCGACUUCUGGCGACCGUCUCUGCUGAAAUUGGCGGGAUGAACGCCAUCGAGCCGUUUCUGAUUGCCGCCAAGUCCAAUAUCCCAAUCCUGGACGGGGACGGCAUGAGCCGAGCUUUCCCCGAGGUACAGAUGUUCAUGCCCUACAUGUUUGGUGAAUAUCCGUACCCUGCCGCCAUUGUUGGCAGCGGAAACCACCGAGAGAGGACGGCGCUUCUGUUUGCCCCAGGGGGGAAACUUCUAGAGAACUUUUUGCGUGACGUGUCCAUAGAGAACGGAUGUUCCGCUGGACUGGCUCUGCCACUGAAGAAAGAAGUUGUCUUGACCAAAACCCCCCUGCACACGGUCAGCAGCGCCUGGAGGCUGGGGGACCGCAUCCUGAGGGCCAGGCUAAACAAGGAGUCGGUGAUUGACGCCAUCGUACAGCAGGAGGACGCCUUACACGUCAUGACUGGGAAAAUCUUGGACGUCCAGAGGGAGACGAGCGGCGGCUUCAACAAAGGUUUUCUCGUGGUGGAGGGCGUGGAGCAGUGGCUGGGCCGAGAGCUGCUGAUUGAGUUCCAGAACGAGAACCUGGUCAUCAUACCGCUGGUCCAGGGGCGGCGGGGCGAGUGUGUGGGCUCAGUGCCAGACCUCAUCUGUGUGGUGGACGCCGACAACGCGGAACCCAUCACAACUGAGGAGGUCAAGUACGGACAGAGGGUUGCCGUUCUUCUGUUGCCGUCACAUGAUUUGCUGCGGCGUCCGGAAGCUUUGAAAUGGGUCGGUCCGCAGGCCUUCCAUUACGGCGAUGACGUCACGUUCAAACCCUUCAGACAAAGGCGAGUCACUACGCCUGUUCCUCCUAUUUAACCGCGAUAGUACCUGCUAGGGCUUGAGACAGCGCGUUAGUUCUAGCUACAACAAUCCUAAUAUAUAAAAGCCCAUGAGCGCACUCAGCCGAUCAAACACUAUUUGUUAAUGGCGGAAAUCAGUUUUAAUUUUCGUUUUCUUCCCUUUGUUAUUCUAAUUAUAGAUUCAAAAUGCUGAGAGUCGGAGCAUAGGCCCUAGUAAAGAUUGGCUUAUGAUCCUUGAAUAAGUCAUAUGAUAUACAAAUAUAGCUCUUUUAUGUUUAUGAGUUACUCAGUGAUCAGAUCAAUGAUAGUAUCAGAGAUAGCCAUUCGCAUGGGGUGGCGCACUUCUCUCUCUCUCUCUCUCUCUCUCUCUCUGUCCGCAAAAAUAUUUUCGCAGGGUAUCACAUCAGAAUCUUCAGCGAUAUAUGGAGAACUUGAUACGGACUUUUGUUGAAAAUAAUAUAGUAGAUGUUUUAAAUGUAUAACCAACAUUUUAUUUAAAAAAGAAAAAAUAAA